AUGGUCACCAACCCAUCGUUCAUGCUCAUUUCUAUUGCCAAGACGGCGUGCAUGCAUCUAGGCCUCCACAGGCCUGAGAUCCUCCAGGACUUCAACCGUGUCAAAUUCCGAGUUCUACCCGAACACGUGGAGGAAGCUGCUAAAGUCUGGGCUGGCUGUUGCAUCGCGGCUGAAAGCAUCACCUCCACAGAAGGCCAAAGCCCAUUGUUCGUGUCAACAGACCCGACUUUGAGCCUAGCUUGCGAUGAAGAAAAUAUUUACCACCUCCCUCAACAUCUGAGACAUGUUCUUGUGAUUCAACGCUUCCUCAACCGUGUAAACUGCUGCAUGACGGCGGAUACCACUACUCGUGGAGGGCGGUCGUCGGCGUAUGAAGCCGGAAUGCUUCUUGCAUCCCUUGAGGAUGACCUUCAUCAGCUUGAAAAGCAGCUGGGUAGUGAUACUACAGAGGUAUGUAACAUAUGGAUCUCCAGCGCUGCUCUGCAACUCCAGUCAUACUACUUCCUUGAGCCGCUUGAUUCGCCCACUCGAAAACAUGGCCUUCUGAGGGCCUAUCAUACGGCAACCAAACUGAUAUCGCAAAUGAAACACGCGACUGAGAAUGAAAAAUUCAGCACUUCUGCUCCUCACUACUUUGGACAGAUGGUGAAACUGUCGGCUCUGGUCGUAAUGAAAGUGUUGUUCUCGAGCUAUUCUCGAAUCUUGGACAUUGAUGCUGGAAAGAGAACUUUCAAUACCGCCAUAUCCAUGCAGCGGUCGAUGUCUGUGGAAAUCAACGAUUUCCCCUCUCGGGAUUGCGUAGUCCUGACUCACCUCUGGGCGAUUAAUCAAUCAUCUGCGAGCAAUCGCAAUGAAGAGCCUACAUUAAGGCUCAACACACGCCAUAGUGCCAGCGUGCUGCACGAUUCGCUUUGGGUUUGGCGGAACUAUUAUGAAGAAAGGGCAAUCAACACUGAACAUCUAGGACGACCACCACGGGUUCUUCCCUCACUAAUUCAACACUCUCCAGUCGCGACCAUGGAUACCCCAAAUAUCAAUGCUCUCUUCGAACAGUAUCCUACAGCUCAAAAUCGCGGGGUCGAACAGCAAUUAGGGACGAUUCAGGGCAUGCAGCAGCUGACUCCCACAAUGUCCUCUCAAGGCAUGUUAUCGAACAACAUAGUUGGAACAAACAAUGGUCUCAUGGCUCAGACCAACUCGAUGAUGAAUACUACUUCCCCUGACCCAUUCGACUUGAUGGGUAACUACAUGAUACCUGAAGCAGAGUCAAGCGGCAUGUUCUAUCCAAGUUGGAUGUGGGAUGCUGGCUUUUCUCUUCAGUCUUGA
Exophiala aquamarina CBS 119918 is the source of this 1326-nucleotide messenger RNA. RefSeq lists its product as uncharacterized. Gene Ontology annotation, cellular component: nucleus. NCBI's taxonomy places the organism in Eukaryota, Fungi, Ascomycota, Eurotiomycetes, Chaetothyriales, Herpotrichiellaceae. The transcript is spliced from 3 exons. Gene Ontology annotation, biological process: regulation of DNA-templated transcription. The record is from RefSeq and is a predicted model, not a curated record. The coding region runs from base 1 to 1326 and encodes 441 amino acids. Gene Ontology annotation, molecular function: transcription cis-regulatory region binding; DNA-binding transcription factor activity, RNA polymerase II-specific.